Gossypium arboreum is the source of this 1415-nucleotide messenger RNA. RefSeq names its product ribosome biogenesis protein NOP53. NCBI's taxonomy places the organism in Eukaryota, Viridiplantae, Streptophyta, Magnoliopsida, Malvales, Malvaceae. Gene Ontology annotation, cellular component: nucleolus. Bases 71 to 1162 code for a protein of 363 amino acids. Gene Ontology annotation, molecular function: 5S rRNA binding. The transcript has 10 exons. The record is from RefSeq and is a predicted model, not a curated record. Gene Ontology annotation, biological process: ribosomal large subunit assembly; rRNA processing.
CUGUUUCGUCGGUCUCCUUCCUUUUAACUCCACAGCCGCGAAGCCACCCUCCUUACAAAAAAAAAAAAAAAUGGGGAAGAAAUCAAAAACCUCAAGAAAAGGUAAAAAAGCAUGGAGAGCUAACAUAAGCACAGAAGACAUCCAUGAUUUCUUUGAGAAAUCCACUAAAGAUGCUCUCUCUGGUGGUUCUCUUACUUCAGCUCCUACUGAAUCCCUCUUCUUCAUCGACAAAUCUCAAGAUCUUUCUGUGAAAAAAAAGAUUGAGAAGAAAAGAGAAAAGGUAUUGCGUGUGGAUAGUAUGUUGAAGAAGAACCCUUUUGUUGAAGCUGUACCAUCUUCGAAGCAAAAGAGUUCUAAGAAGAAAAAGAAGGAAGCUUUGAAUGCUAAAGAUGUAGUUCAAGAUGUUCCCAAGGAUGAAACCGUCCCUGACUCUGGCAUGGUUCCUAUAUGGGGAGAUGGAGGUCAACAUAGUGGCAAAGCUAGACAGGUAUCUAAACAAUCGAUUAUUCCAGCAGUCGAAGUUGAGCCUCCAGGAUGUUCAUACAAUCCCACAUUUGAUAGUCAUCAGGAUUCGUUGGCUCAAGCAGUUGCUGAAGAAAUGCAAAAGGCCUACAAGAUCGAGUUGGGACCUCAGCCAGUUCCAUUAACUGUUAUGGGAGAAGUGGUUGAUGAAGAUGAUAAAUACUUUAUUGAAGCAGAUGAUGAAAAUGAUGACGAAAUGGACGAGGAGAAUUUGAGUGAGGAUGAUAAAGCAACUGAGAAAAGGCCGCUUAAAACAAAGAGGGUGACUCGAGUCGAGUUAAAUAAGAGAGCUAGAAGGAAAGAACAGCAAAAAAAGGAAGCUGAAGCUAAAAAGGCAGAGGAGUUUUCCAAAGACAUUGACAACUUGCCAGAUAUUUUACAAGAAAUAGCCAAAGAGGAUGAGGAGAAGCAAAAGAGGCAUCUUCGAAAGGCCAUAGCUAAGCAAGAAAGACUUAAGGCUUGUCCACCACGGUUGGGGAAAUACAAAUUCCAGGCUGCUCCCCCACAAGUCCUCUUAUCUGAAGAACUUACUGGAUCUCUCCGUAAGCUAAAGGGUUGUGCUACACUUGCAAGAGAUAGAUUUAAAAGCUUAGAGAAAAGAGGCCUAAUUCCCCCAUCAGCCAGGAGUGGAAGGAAAUAGAGAGAAUUUGUUUCCAAGGAUAUCGACUGUUCAAGUUUUUUGAUGAGGCAAAUGAGAAGGCUUUUCACCAGAUGCCAUUAAUGGGAGACCAAGCUGGAUCCAUCUUCAAUCUUUAAAUGCUUUCAUUUCGUUUUUGUGAUAGUUAAAUUCACAUAUAGUUGCUUUCCCUUCCUUUUUAUGACCAAACCUAGGUCUUAAGUGAUGUAACAAAAACCUGGAAAAGAUAAUUUAAUGCUGUUUUUUUGAAGGCAAA